Cajanus cajan (pigeon pea) is the source of this 3686-nucleotide messenger RNA. NCBI's taxonomy places the organism in Eukaryota, Viridiplantae, Streptophyta, Magnoliopsida, Fabales, Fabaceae. The record is from RefSeq and is a predicted model, not a curated record.
AUUUUGGUGUAGUCCCUUUAUCUUCCAAAAUAGUUAAUCCCUUUCACUUUGCGGUAUCAAUGAGUGCAAUUUUUCCCAAUUGACCGACCAACGAGUUCAGUUGUUUGGCUUUGGGGCAGUCUCCGAUCCAGAAGAAACUCUCGCUCCAUGGAUUAGGUUACAGAAAUUGCAUACUCCCUUAGUGCUAUGGACAAGACUGUAUUUUCCGAGCCGAGAUGAAAAACAUAUAACAUGGAUGUUUGUUGGGGAAUCUGUUUUGAAAAUUGCUCUCUAAAUUGUACGUGAAGUUACUUUCUCACCAAAACAGUAGGGGGCGAUGAUAUAAACAUAUUAAGAUCAAGUCACAGCUUCUAAUAUGAUUGGUGCACUGAUAUUGUAUCCUCCUUGGUACAUGAACCAAAUUAGAAUGAACCUUUUUGGCUUUGGAGAGAAUAACUUGUGAUAAAAAAUGGAAGCUAGGAAGAAAUUUUGGGCUUUGACAGCUGACACCAAUUUGAAACUAAGCUGAAGGAUUCUCUUAAAUAACAUCACAUUCCUUCUUAAAAUGGGAAAACCCCUAGAAGAAAAGUCUGAACCAACCAAUAGACAGAUCAGAAGUGGUACAAAAUGCAAUUCUAAACAGACUGUAGAGAAAUCAAAUGAACGUCCUGAAUGGUUACCUGACGGCUGGAAUGUGGACUUCAGAACUCGAAGAAGUGGUGCAAAUAUGGGACAUGGGUAUAAGUGUUACAUUAAUCCAAGCGGGAACAAAUUCUACUCCAAACCAGAGGUGUUACGAUAUCUUGAGACUGUAAACAGCAACAGCUGUACUUCCAAUAAGGAACAGAUAUGCAAAGGCAAUGAUGCAAUUGAGAAGUUCACUGCAAAGGAUUUACCACCUGGGCUGAUAACAGAAAUCAAGAUUAGGAAGGGAAGCAAUGGCAAUAGGAUAGAUCUGGAUGUGAUUGAAAAGUCCUCAGCGGAGGAUUUACCACCUGGGUGGAUUACAGAAGCCAAGGUUAGGAAGGGUGGUAAUGGCAAUAAGAAAGAUCUGUUUUAUGUAGAUCCAGCAAGUGGAUAUGUAUUUCGUUCCAAGAAGGACGCAUUGCGCUAUCUUAAGUCUGGAGAUAUAAAUACGUGUGUGCUUAAACCAUUUAAAAGACAUAUCAAAGAUGAAGAUAAAAUAACUCCGUCAUCUACUGGCAAAAAACAGAAAGUAAAGCACUCUGCCACAAAACGACAACUUUUUGUAGAAUUGCCAGAUGCUAAUGACUUGAAGAAAGGGCAAGUUGUGACAGAUUCUUCUGGAAUGAUGGUUGCUCCUGUUCCCCUGAGUGAACCUCUUGUCACGAAUCAAUCUUUAGAGAAUGCAGUUGCACACUCUCCUGAAAUGAAGAAAACAUCUGAUCCAGAUGAUGUGCAAGAGAAGAAUCGCGUUGUUAAUGUGUUGGAGCAUGCUAGUAAGAAGAAUCAUGGCAACCGUAGUUUAUCCAAAACCAAGGAGUCAGAUGUGGCUCGCCGUGUUUCACGGAGACUUUCUGGGGCAGAACCGGAUCAGUUGACCAAUGUGGAUAAUGAACAGACUCUUCAAGUUUCUAAAAGAAACUUGAGAAAAAGUAGAAGUGAUUUAGACACUGAUUUGACAAAUAAAUCAUUUCAGCAGCUGAAUGGUGUCCUAGAAAUUGAGCCUUCACAUAAAAUGCAAGGAGAGGUGCUAUUGAACUCCAAUAAAUCCAGCAACAAGAAAGAGCAACAGAUUCUUUGUCGCACUUCAAAACGAUUAGCUGGAUUUGAACCUGAGCUGAACGGAUCCAUCUCCAACGAAAGAGCUCCCGAAUAUAGUAAAAAGUCUAAAGGUAAGGCCACUGCAACCUUCCAGCAAAGUGAUGGUCGACCAAUAAUGGAGCUUGCAGAUCAUGCAUCAAUAAAUGGCGAGUCAUCAAAUAAAGGAAGAAAAAUUCCUGAAACCAGACCCAUAACUUGCGACCAGCUGAAGAAAUUUGAUGAUGAAGAAAUGAAUAAUGAUGAGAAAUCAGAACCUGAGCAAUCCUUAGCAUUUCACUAUUCUUGGUCUGACCCAUGCUUGGAAUUUGCGAUUCAGACCGUCACAAGUGCAUUACCAGCAGAGGAUUCAGUUGGUAAUUUACCUGCUAGGGUUUCUGAAACUGAUAUGUUUGCCAAAAAUAAGUUGGUUGAGGGUAUUUCAGGAAGUAGCAGUGCCAAAAACUCAAGUGUAAACUCAAAGAAAUCCAAGAACAAGAAAGAGCUUACAAGGCCUAGGCGUUUGUCAAAGCGACUUGCUGGCAAUGAACCUGAGAUACUGCCUACUGAAAAAGCUAUUGAAUAUGCCGCUAGAAAAUCGUGCAAUGAAAAACCUGCUGCUACUGCAAUUUUAAUUAAUGAAGUGUCUGGGCAUCUUCAUGCCAAGGAAGAAUCCAAGCUCAUUGUCCAGGAAUCUGACAGGUUGAAAACAUUAUGUGGGGAAUCAUCAAGCAAGAGUGAGAAGUCAUAUGAUACCCAAACUGUUACCGAUGAACAAUUGCAAGCUGCAAAUGUUGAUGAUAACAAAUCAGAUCCACAGUUCCCCUCACCGUUUGGGGACUCCUGGUCAGACCCAUGCCUAGAAUUUGCAAUCAAGACUCUCACUGGUUCUUUGCCAGUUGAAGCUCCUGCUGCUGCUGACAUUUUGCCUGUAAUGGAUAUUGAUAUUAAUGACCCACCGAAUAAGGAAUUACUUGAAUGUAUGGAGCAGAAGAGUACCAAUGAAGAAGCUCGUGAUAACCCGAACCCAUCCCAGACCAAGAAAGUGUUUAAUACUGUUUGCCAGCCACUGAAACAAGACCUGAAUCAGCCCGAGUUGACGAUCUUUUCCACAUCCUGUGGAAAUGAUCCUAAAUUUGCAACUAGAGAGUCUUACAAGGAUGAAGUCAGUAUAACCAGGAAUUCUAUUGGGAGAGAAUCCCAACGUAUUGAAGCUAGCAAUGCAAGACAAAUUGAUAUAAACAAAACAAUACUUGAAGAAGAGCCUUCAGAGGAAAAACAUGUUCUUGAGGGUGAAUCUGUGGCAGAAAAACCACAACCCGAAACAAUAAACCUUGAUUAUACUGAAAGAGCAUUUUGUGUUCCAUUUAUGGAUUCUUGGUCAGACCCAUGCCUAGAUUUUGCAUUUAAGACUCUUACAGGCACAACAAUACCAGUAGAGGAAAACAUAGCAAUUCAAGGAGGUUUCCAGGAACCGGUGAAUCGCCAUGACCAGAGAAAUGGCAGUUUGACUGUGCCAGAUUUUGGAUUUACCAGCAUUUCUCAUAGUCAUCGUGGUUUGUCAUUUCUCAAUGAUAUAGGGGAGAAGUCCAACCCAGGGCAGCAGUCAUCAACGAGUUCUUCAUUCCUUCCACAGGAAAAACCGAGCGUGCAUGGUUUCUCGGGGGUUGCUCCUCAAGAACAAUUCUUUCAGUAUAGUAAUAAUUUUCAGAAAAGGUGAAUUCGCAAAACACUGGUAGCUAGUCCCAGAAUAUAAAUAAAAUAGCUUUUGGUAAUCGUCGACUGUACUUGUGCAGACUGCUAAAUCAAUGUCAUGAUGCAUCCUUUUUAUUUUUAUGGUGACAUUUGUGAAUACAUUCUGAACACAAGCUCUGGUUUAAUGUGUUGUAUUGCCUUCUGAGAACAUCUGGGUGUUAACUUUGUGAAGAUGUUUGUGAUUUCAAGUA